AUGGAUAAAACACAGGAGCCGGCGAAGAAGUGUUUCUGUGCAAGAUGCUUCCUUCCGGUUGAUCCCGAAGAUAGGGUCGACAUUGAAGGUCACAGCUUCCACAGGCUAUGCAGCAUGUGUUGUGUCUGCCGAACGAUUCCCCCGUCUCUGAAGAUGUUUUAUGGGCACGUAUUCUGCAACGAAUGUUUCAAGACCCACGUACUGUCGCGGUUCAGGGGGGAGAGUCCACGAAUCCACUCGAAUAGCUGGUGGAUGCAGUGGGCGCCUGGUGGCAAGCCGCAAGAGGCUGCUACUGACGACAAUAAUAAUAAUAAUAACAAAGAAGAAACGAAACCUGAGGACCAGCCUGCCGGAGAGGAGCCACCCAAAGGUGUAUUUGCGCGCGCUGCUUGCAAUGCGUUGAUGAAAGCAAUAAAGUAGACGUUGGCGGCCAGAGCUUCCACCCUCAAUGCGCGAAGUGCUACUUCUGCCACACGAUUCCAACGGACAACAUCAAGAUCUAUUACGGGCAAGUGUUUUGCGAGGAUUGCUUCAACAAGCACGUCCUGAACCGCAACAAGGACAACCCAGCCGAGUUCUUCAAGAAUUGCUUCGACCAAUGGCAGAAUAAUGCUCAAUUUGCGGAGAAUAUGAGGGAGUUCUUAGCGGGGAACAAGGAUAACUCCCCGUUUAUCUUCAUGAUGCAAGGACAACAGCCGCCUUUCUGCCGAUGUGGCUCUGGCCCGCAGGAAUGGUUUCAGAAUAACGAGCCCAAGAAAUCUGCAACACCAGCCGUUUCUAUUGCGGGCGAAUCGUUUGGCACCUGGGACCUUUCGUUCGAAAACCGGACAGAGGUUUCAGAUAUCCCCGAAUCCUGCAAUGCAAUUGACGAAUCAGCAAAUGUGGAAAAUUGUAAUGUGUGUGCAGCAGAAAAAAUCGAAAAGCUGACAAAAUAUCUUCAUGAGAGAGGUCAAAGCGAACCUGAAAAACGCAUUAAAAAAUGGAAAAACUUCAAUGAUAAUGAUAAAUUAUCGAAUGGCUCGAAUUAUGAGCCCUCGUACUGUGGAUGGGUUGAUCUACAAGAUUCGAAAUUUAGUAGAUCUGAAUUGGAUUGUCCUAAGUGUUUGUGGCAGUGUGGUCCUAUAUAUGUAAACAGUGAAUAUUUGCAAAAAGAAGUUUGUUGCGGAGAGAUUUAUAAAUAA
Spodoptera littoralis (African cotton leafworm) is the source of this 1181-nucleotide messenger RNA. NCBI's taxonomy places the organism in Eukaryota, Metazoa, Arthropoda, Insecta, Lepidoptera, Noctuidae. The record is from the annotation of a GenBank genome assembly.